AUUGAACUUUACAGUACAGCAGUCUCUGGGUGUGUUUUGGUUCGAGCAGUUGCUUUCUUAUGCUAAAGUUUUUACUUUUUUUUUUACAGCAGAACAGUAAUUUGGAAGCUCACGAGGUAAAGUAACUUUUUAAACUUGAUAAAAGCAACGCACAUUUCAGUGGAAAAUGAAACUGUCAGAAGUCAAAAAGCUAAAAGUGGCCGAACUACGAGUCAUGCUCAAAGAGCGAGCACUGGACAUCAAAGGACUCAAGGCAGAACUUGUUGGGCGUUUGAUGUCCGCAUUCGAAGCUGAAUUGCAAGCUCCAGAAUCAAGCGAUCUUGGACAAGACAAGGGAGUCUCUGGUCUUGGAGAAGAGCCGAAGCCACAAGAUGACGAGUCACCCAGAGCAUCCACAGUGUUAGCGACGGAGAGAGAAGUCCCUCUACCGGGCGAGGAGGCAAAAGCCACUGGACACGAUGGAAACGUUGCAGGCGCAGCAAGUUCAGAGAUGAUGGUGAGACCURGAGCUGAUUGUUCUCCUACGGGUGCAGACACGGAGGCACCUACAAUUUCAGCAGCCAAACUUGAUAACACGUCAGCAAGUCAGUUGGAAGACCUGUGUGUAAUCAGCACUUUUACCGUGAGCCCGUGUGCAGAAACCACGGCAGACAAAGAAGGGUUGAUGGAGCAGACCUCGUUAAAUCAACAAGUARAGCAACAGCAACAUGUCACCCAAGAAGAGAGCGCUCAAGAACAGGGUGAGGAGGAACAUGCACGUGGAGUCUCCAAACGGACUGCCACACAGGAAGCAGAGGAGGAUAAAACGACAUCAAAUCAACAACUCAACACAACAAGCAUGAGCACCAGGCCCAUUCAAAACACAUUUAAUUCAUCACAGAUAUCACUGAUAGACAUCAUGUAUCAAGACACGAGUAUGUUGAUUGUUGGGCAGUCUAAAGAAGAUCAUGCAGGUUCAGCUGUGGAGGACAGAGUUGAGGAGGACAGUCUUUCCAUGGUGGCCCAGAGAGGGAGCAGCACUGCAUCCAGCCUCAGCCUGGGAUCUGUUUCUGUGACCAGUGACCAGACCAGCCAGGACACAGUGUUUCACAUGGACAAAGACAAGGAAAAUAGGGCUGGAGGUGGAGGGGAGAAGCGUGGGGUAAAGAGGCCUGCUCAGGGUGAGAUAACCAGAGGCAGGGCCUACUACGAAUUCAAGGAGGAGAUCCAGUACAACAGGGCCAAAUCCCCACCGCCUCAGCCUGAGAGUAAUGGUGUUGAUGCCGAGGAAGACGGAGGGAGGGUCAGACUAGACUCUUACGGCGGUGACCUGCACUUUGAGGUGGGCCGGGACGGCUGCAGCGGCCAGCCAAGGUUCUGGGAGCGCUUCCCUCUCCUGUGGUCUGGAUGCAGACUGACACACGGAACUCACCAGGGGAGGGUGGGCUUCGAGGCUAUGUUUGAGAAAAAGCUGGUGUCCCCAUCACUGGACUCCGAGGACCCUGAGCACCAUGGUCUGAGACUGGGCUGGUCAGUGGAGCGUUGGAACUCCAACCUGAUGCUCGGGGAUGAGGACUUGUCUUACGGUUACGACGCUAGGGGCAGAAAAGUGACGGCUGGGAAAGAGGAGGAGUUUGGAGAGCCCUUUUCAGAGGGCGAUGUCAUUGGCUGUUAUGCUUCUUUCUCUAAGGAGGAAGGAGUUGAGCUCUCCUUCCAUAAGAACGGUCGCCUUAUGGGAAUGGCGUUCCACCUGAGUCCGGCUGCUCUCUGCGGUUCUGUGUUGUACCCCCACGUCCUCUGCAAAAACACCUCUAUCACCCUCAACUUGGACCCCACCUCUCCCCCCUGGUACCCCAGCCCUGCAGGGUACACCCCCCUCUCCUCCCUGCCUGCUGGACAAAGGCUCAGUGCCCCAACCCCACCAACCUCCAAACUGCAGUGUGAGGUGUUGAUGAUGGUGGGUUCUGCCAGGGGCAGGUAAGACCCACUGGGCCAGGGCUCACAUGAAGCAAUACCCAGAGAAAGAGAUACCCCUGCUGGGCACCGCAGGCCUCCUACCCUGCAUGAA
Molecule: messenger RNA, 2047 nt
Organism: Salvelinus sp. IW2-2015
Lineage: Eukaryota; Metazoa; Chordata; Actinopteri; Salmoniformes; Salmonidae
Product: heterogeneous nuclear ribonucleoprotein U-like protein 2
Cellular component (GO): membrane; nucleoplasm
Molecular function (GO): RNA binding; protein binding
Source: RefSeq, a predicted model, not a curated record